Quercus lobata is the source of this 1484-nucleotide messenger RNA. It is a transcript of the gene TED4, whose product is annotated as Plant heme oxygenase (decyclizing) family protein. NCBI's taxonomy places the organism in Eukaryota, Viridiplantae, Streptophyta, Magnoliopsida, Fagales, Fagaceae. Gene Ontology annotation, molecular function: heme oxygenase (decyclizing) activity. The transcript has 4 exons. Gene Ontology annotation, biological process: phytochromobilin biosynthetic process; heme oxidation. The record is from RefSeq and is a predicted model, not a curated record. Bases 511 to 1365 code for a protein of 284 amino acids.
ACCACAUCACCUAUCCAAAGCAAACGACGCCGUACAACAUCUUCCACCACCGGCACGCAUUGCCUUGCCUUGAGUUCGACGAAACGAAACUACUUUUCCUUCCUCCCAUUCAUUCAUUCAUUCCCAUACUCUUUCUUUCUUUCAUUCUAUCCAGACCACAACAACAACAGCAAUAAUAAAAGAAAAACCAAAACCUGUCUACGAUUGCUCCCAAAAACAACACACUCUCCCAUACGCUUCCAUUACUCUACACUACUGACACAUCCCCAAUACCCCAUAACCCACACCUAUUUUUUAUAAUUUGUGUGAAUUAUUUUUAUCGCUUAGUCUUGAAGAUUACGUGAACCGCCAUUUCAAGCUAAACCCACCCCCCGAUUGCUCUAUUCUUGUCUUAAUAAAAAGUCUUUAAUACUCACUCACUCUCUUUCUUUAUAUUACUAUUUUGUGUUUCGGUCACUCUACAGAUUUCGUGCACGAUACAACUCUCUAUUCUUCUUUUAAUCUCUCGCUAUGGCCUCUCUAACCUCAAUCUCUCACAAUUUCACCAAACUCCAACUCCAAACACCCCCUAACACUUUCGCUUUCAAUCCCAAUCCCUCUCUUCUCAGCAGAAGUACCAGCUCUCUCCGCUUCCGUCGCGAAAUUACGAGAAUGCCCCUGAAGGCCGGUGCGGUGUCUGUUUCGGCGACCACGGCGGAGAAGCCGAAGAAGAGGUACCCCGGUGAGUCGAAGGGGUUUGUGGAGGAGAUGAGGUUUGUGGCGAUGAAGCUGCACACCAAAGAGCAAGCUAGGGAGGGUGAGAAGGAAGUGAAGGAGCCUGAGGAAAGGACCGUCACUAAGUGGGACCCCACCGUCGAUGGAUACUUGAGGUUCCUUGUGGAUAGCAAGUUGGUCUAUGACACUCUUGAAGGGAUCGUCGAUAAGGCUGCUUUUCCUUCCUAUGCAGAGUUCAGAAACACAGGACUAGAAAGGUCUGAAAAAUUGGCUAAGGAUUUGGAGUGGUUCAAGGAGCAAGGCUAUGCCAUCCCAGAACCUUCUUCUCCUGGUGUGACAUACUCACAAUAUCUUAAAGAAUUAUCAGAGAAGGAUCCUCAAGCAUUUAUUUGCCACUUCUACAAUGUAUAUUUUGCCCACUCUGCUGGUGGUCGCAUGAUUGGGAGAAAGGUAGCUGAACAGAUACUAAAUAACAAGCAGUUGGAAUUCUACAAAUGGGAUGGUGACCUUUCCCAAUUGCUGCAGAAUGUGAGAGAGAAGUUGAAUAAAGUUGCUGAAGGCUGGACUAGAGAGGAGAAGAAUCAUUGUUUGGAAGAAACUGAGAAAUCAUUCAAGCACUCAGGAGAGAUUCUCCGUCUAAUAUUAUCAUGAUUUGCACUGCACAAUUAAUGGCACAAGCUUCAAAGAUUUCUGUAUAUAUUCAAAAUGUUUAAUCUUUCCUUGAAUGUUAAUCAUCUAUCAAAAUAUGAAUGCUUUAUUGUUGCAGAUAA